UCUCUCUCAGCUUAUAACGUGGAGCUACGCUUGCACUUGCGAGGAGAAACAGGUCGCCCGGCAAAGGGAAGAAGAAAGCCAUGGACACCACCAAGCUUGCGGUGCUCCUCCUUGCUCUCGUCUGCAGCACCCUCUCCGCUGCCACCUCACCAUGCAAUCCCGAGACCCCCAAGCCGAAGACACCCACGCCAUACUUCCCUCCCAAGACGGCGCCUCCCAACCCAUUCUGCCCGUGGGACACCCUCAAGCUGGGCGCCUGCUUGGACUUCAUCGGCGACGUCGGCCUGCUCGUCGGGGCCGCACCCUCCCGUGGCAAGUGCUGCGCCCUCCUCGAGGGCCUGACGGACGCCGAAGCCGCGCUGUGCCUCUGCACCACCAUCAAGGAGAGCGUGCUCGGCGUCACCACCAAGUGGACGGUGGCGCUCAGCAUCGUGGUUAGCUCCUGCAAGAAGCAGAUCCCGGACGGGUUCAAGUGUGUGUAGGCAUCUCGUUGUUGCCUUUGGACUGCUCUCGACAAAGCUUCGUUCAUGAUGUCUGUGCGUGCGUCUUCUUUUGUGGGUAGUUAUGUCUCAGCCUUGUUCUUGUGAUCACUGCAACCAUCCGCUCUCCUUGUUCUUGCCACUGGAAUCAUCUCCUCUAUUUAUGUCUUA
Molecule: messenger RNA, 650 nt
Organism: Musa acuminata AAA Group (dessert banana)
Lineage: Eukaryota; Viridiplantae; Streptophyta; Magnoliopsida; Zingiberales; Musaceae
Product: 14 kDa proline-rich protein DC2.15-like
Exons: 1
Coding region: 81-482 (133 amino acids)
Source: RefSeq, a predicted model, not a curated record